Molecule: messenger RNA, 786 nt
Organism: Polychytrium aggregatum
Lineage: Eukaryota; Fungi; Chytridiomycota; Chytridiomycetes; Polychytriales
Exons: 1
Coding region: 1-786 (261 amino acids)
Source: RefSeq, a predicted model, not a curated record
AUGAAGGCUGUGCCAAUGGGAUGCUGCGAAUUCAUGACACCAAUCAGGGACGCUGUGCUUGCCUCGGGCAAUGACAUGGCUGUAUUUAUGGCAUGGUCCAAGGACAUGGCCACAAUCGACAGCAAGAAUCGAGAAAUCGAGAGCCAGAAGAAGCAGCUCAGCCUGGAUGCCUAUAAGACUGCACUUGAGUGCAUCAAGGGUGUCGAGGACAAGACCACCGCUUUUGGAAUCCUGGACAGAGCUGAAGCCUUCAUAUACGGCACAAAGCGAACCAAGCUCAGCGACCCCGAGGACACCCAGCCAGGUCCUUCCGCUCGCCCCACCACUCCCACUCCUCAAGGCAUGGCCGCUGGGGUCGAGGAGCUUCCAGAUGAACGCUGGUCAUUCCAGAAGCUCGAUAUCACCGGGUUCAAGCAUGCUAUCGCGAAUCCCGUCGACAGAGACCCCACCAACUUCAAGACUGUAUUCAACUUGAUUGACGAAGACCCCACUCUUCGUGAGUUUUUCGGAUCGGAUCGCUCCAACGAUAGCAGCGCCAUGAUAAUUGAUGGAAUCGUCAGUGUUUGGUUUGAAGGGUUGGAAAACACCUUUGCCGGCGAUGGCUUGACUGUUAUGGGAUGGAGGAAAAACGUCUUUUUCACUGAGUCCCUUGGAUUGGCUUCAUACUAUAUCACCCUCCACCCUUUCAUCCGUGUCAUCAUUAACUUGUACUUAUUCAACAAUGGUAACAUUGGCAAUUGGUAUGGCCUUAAGACUUGCUACCAUGAUAGGCUGAUCUUUGAAUAA